CUGAGCUAGAUUUGGGUGAGAACUUCUUCUAUUUAUACCAUUUCUUGCUUGCCAUCUUUCUCCCCAGCGCUCUCUCUAGUUUUCUCAAAAGUCGCGAAGAAAAAUAGAGGUGCAUUUUUUCUUUAAUGGGCACAAUCAACAGAAAUGGUGAUGAUCUCCAUGAUACCUUGUUACCAGAUGAUCCAGUCAACUACGAUGUCGGUCAAGAAAAUCAAGACCCGCUUGCAUCUAGAGUCUGGACUGAGACAAAGAAGCUAUGGGUAAUCGUUGGGCCUGCUAUCUUCAGCAGGGUGGCCACUUUCUCCAUGAACAUCAUCACCCAAGCUUUCGCUGGCCAUCUUGGUGAUGUUGAACUUGCUGCAAUCUCCAUAGCCAAUACUGUUAUUGUUGGCUUCAAUUUUGGACUGCUGCUAGGAAUGGCAAGCGCUUUAGAGACUUUAUGUGGGCAAGCUUUUGGUGCAAAAAGAUACCAUAUGUUGGGAAUUUACAUGCAAAGAUCAUGGAUUGUUCUAUUCUUCUGUUGUUUCUUGCUCUUGCCAUUUUACGUUUUUGCCGCUCCACUUCUUAAAUUCUUAGGCCAGCCCGAUGACGUCGCAGAGCAGUCAGGAUUGGUGGCUUUAUGGUUGAUACCGCUACACUUUAGCUUUGCAUUUCAGUUCCCGUUGCAGAGGUUCUUACAGAGCCAGCUAAAGAAUCAAGUGAUAGCCUGGAUUUCUUUGGCGAGUCUAGGGGUCAAUGUGUUGACGAGUUGGCUCCUUGUUUAUGUGCUUGAUUUUGGAGUUAUUGGUGCUGCAAUUGCUUUGGAUAUAUCUUGGUGGGUUAUAGUUAUUGGAUUGUUCGUAUAUACUUCUUGUGGUUGGUGUCCUUCUACUUGGACUGGGUUUUCGGCACAAGCCUUUUCUGGCCUCUGGGAAUUUGUCAAGCUAUCUGCUGCUUCUGGAGUCAUGCUUUGCCUGGAGAAUUGGUACUACAGAAUACUAAUAUUAAUGACAGGGUACUUGGAGAACGCAACGCUUGCUGUGGAUGCCUUGUCAGUCUGCAUGAGUAUUAAUGGGUGGGAGAUCAUGAUUCCUUUGGCCUUCUUCGCAGCUACAGGAGUACGGGUGUCUAAUGAGUUAGGAGCUGGAAAUGGCAAGGGAGCAAAAUUUGCAACUAUAGUAUCCGUGGUGCAAUCAUCUAUAGUUGGACUUAUAUUUUGCGUAAUUAUCGUGUUACUACACGACAAGAUUGCAUUAAUAUUCACCUCUAGCUCCAGCGUUAUCCAGGAGGUUGAUAACCUCGCCUUUCUUCUGGCCAUUACUAUUCUUCUUAACAGCGUUCAACCAGUUUUAUCAGGAGUUGCGGUAGGAGCAGGAUGGCAAGCAUUGGUUGCGUAUGUAAACCUUGGCUGCUACUACAUUAUUGGGCUCCCACUUGGAUUUCUAAUGGGAUGGGUCUUCAAGUUGGGUGUUAAGGGCAUCUGGAGUGGGAUGAUUUUUGGUGGAACAGCCGUUCAAACGGUGAUAUUGGUCAUCAUAACCAUGAGAUCUGACUGGGAUAACGAGGCGGAAAAGGCACGCAUUAAUGUAAACAAGUGGUCGCAAUCGAAGCCAGAUGUUCAAUGAUAAAGAGACUCAAUUUGAUAACAGUCCUCGAGGGGUUUAUUACGAAGAAGAGGUUUACACAGAAAAUUCUUGGAGUAGAAAACUUUUAUUAUUUAAGCUACAUUUCAUUGUCUUUAGAGCGGUAAGGUGUUACCCUAAUGGUAGCAACCGAGUUUCUUUGUAAGCACAUGAUUUUGUUUUUUCAUUUUUGCAUUUCUUACACGCUAAGCAAAUUAAUAUUAAUUUUACCAAAAAUACAAAUAAAUUCAUUCUUCCAUGUU
Populus euphratica (Euphrates poplar) is the source of this 1864-nucleotide messenger RNA. Its product is annotated as protein TRANSPARENT TESTA 12-like. The coding region runs from base 126 to 1604 and encodes 492 amino acids. Gene Ontology annotation, molecular function: antiporter activity; xenobiotic transmembrane transporter activity. Gene Ontology annotation, cellular component: membrane. The transcript is spliced from 8 exons. Gene Ontology annotation, biological process: xenobiotic detoxification by transmembrane export across the plasma membrane. The record is from RefSeq and is a predicted model, not a curated record. Lineage: Eukaryota; Viridiplantae; Streptophyta; Magnoliopsida; Malpighiales; Salicaceae.